AUGGACGAUCACGGGCGGCGGAGGAGGCCGAACGAACCGCCCGUCAACGCCCCUUCUAAUACUAGGUACCCAAUCCAUGAUCCCAAUGCGCAGGGACGGUCGUACGGCGCAAGCGGGUCUGACAGGUAUCGGCCCGCGCCUCUCAAUACAUCGCCUGCAGCAUCUAGAGGUAUAGCAGGCACGGCUAGCUACAGUGGAUAUUAUCAAGAGCCGGCAGCAGCGUUCUCCACCGCCAUGCAGCAGAAUACAAUGCCAUACCAGUCUGAAUACGGACAAGAUGCUCGACAAACACAGAGCUUUAGUACGUACAAUCCGUCCAUGAUGUACAACGUGCCGCAAGCGAGCGCGCAAAGUGCCGUCUACGAUACGAGUCAACAGUUCCCGUCACGGCAGCCUGCAGCACUGCAGAUGAUACAAACGGACGUGUCCAACCCCUAUUUCCCGAGCGAACCGACCAACGCGGCCGCAGCGACUAGUUUACAGUCACAUGCCGGUUCUUCAAGUACAUCAGCAGCAGUAUAUCAGCAGAGUCCAGUUGCCCAACGUGCAAUGCUUCAGAACUAUCCAAGUGGGAUACCGCCAGUGGGCAUGGCACAAACGAGCACGCCCGAGCAGGCUGUAGAGGAACCCGACUACUCACAGACGGCAGAGAUGAGUGAGGCCUAUGCGCGAUACCAAACUGCUUUGGGGGAGGUUUUCACCAACAUUCGUAACGGGGUGCUACAAGCUGCAAGCGAGUCGCUCUUGAACAUUUCCGAGUGGUUGCUCUCCAAAGUUGUGGAACUAGGCCUCGCAGCGGACGAUGAAAAUCUUUACAGAGAUCGCAUCAAAAUGUGGCAGGAUUUUAAUCAUGCAUGGCUCUCGUUAUUCCAAAAACAAAAGGAUAUGAUGGAAUCUGGCGCGCCGCCUCAACGAGGCCAGACGCUAAUUAGCGAAGAUGGAUUGAGAAAGAUGGGGAAAGAGAUUGUGAGGCUUUGCGACGGGAUUGAUCGGCACGGUCUAGUAGACUACGAAUAUGGAGUCUGGGAAGAGUCUAUUGUUACUAUCAUCGAGGAUUGUCUCGAUCUUUAUGAAGACGAAGAAGAGGCCGAACCUUCCGGUUCCUCCGCCGCGAAUCCUGCCGGAGCGGGCCGUCGUAGCCAUCGCACUUCUCGAUAG
Messenger RNA from Daldinia childiae, 1158 nucleotides. RefSeq lists its product as uncharacterized. Bases 1 to 1158 code for a protein of 385 amino acids. The record is from RefSeq and is a predicted model, not a curated record. NCBI's taxonomy places the organism in Eukaryota, Fungi, Ascomycota, Sordariomycetes, Xylariales, Hypoxylaceae. The transcript has 3 exons.